Messenger RNA from Cydia amplana, 550 nucleotides. It is a transcript of the gene Coa8, whose product is annotated as COA8 family protein CG14806, mitochondrial. The coding region runs from base 56 to 547 and encodes 163 amino acids. The record is from RefSeq and is a predicted model, not a curated record. Gene Ontology annotation, biological process: intrinsic apoptotic signaling pathway. Gene Ontology annotation, cellular component: mitochondrion. The transcript has 2 exons. Lineage: Eukaryota; Metazoa; Arthropoda; Insecta; Lepidoptera; Tortricidae.
CGAUUUGGUUUGGAGAUUAGGAUUUUACAUAAUAGAGCACACACUAUGCUUUAAGAUGCUGUGUAGUAGAUUAUACCGGCAUAAACCGUGCCAUUUGUUAAUAACCAGGAACACAAGUACUACAAAUGACGCAAAAUCCAUACAAAUACCGAAUCCUACCAAAAUCAACAGUGACAUGGUCGGACCCCCUGAUCCUGUGUCGAAUUUACGAAAGGUUAUUUACAAACAGCCUGCGAAUGAGACGAAUUUAGAAAAGAGAUACAGGGAGCUCCGGAUGGAUAUACAGAAAUGGAACCACAACUUUUGGACACAACACAAUUCAAGAUUUUUUCAGGAAAGAGAAGAUUAUCUCGAAAAGAACCUACCUGAAGGAAAACAAAACUUGACAGCUGAUGAAAUGAGCGUCUUCUACAAAGCCUUCCUGGACAAGAACUGGAAAACGCACAUUAGUUAUAACAUAGAGUGGUACAAGAAAAAUGUUACUUUGCUAGGCUUAGCCAUACAAGUGAAACUUAGAAGAUUAUUAAGAUUAAAAAGCAAUAAGUAGUUA